Messenger RNA from Peromyscus eremicus (cactus mouse), 3762 nucleotides. RefSeq names its product proline rich 5 like (gene Prr5l). The coding region runs from base 110 to 1222 and encodes 370 amino acids. The record is from RefSeq and is a predicted model, not a curated record. Gene Ontology annotation, biological process: TORC2 signaling. Gene Ontology annotation, cellular component: TORC2 complex. The transcript has 8 exons. Lineage: Eukaryota; Metazoa; Chordata; Mammalia; Rodentia; Cricetidae.
CAGAGUGGGGUUUUAAAGAAAGUCCAGAAGCAGCGUUGGGAGAAGCCUUUUCUGUGGGUGGCCAGAAACGUCUGGUCCUGAAGACACAGCGCAAUCCUCACCUGGACUUAUGACCCGAGGCCUUGCUCCCCUCCUGCCCAUUGAGUUCCACAAGAUGGGCUCCUUCCGCCGUCCCAGACCACGAUUUAUGAGCUCCCCCGUACUCAGCGAGCUGCCCCGCUUCCAGGCCGCCCGGCAGGCUCUGCAGCUGAGUUCCAACUCUGCCUGGAACAGCGUGCAGACAGCUGUGAUCAACGUUUUCAAAGGGGGCGGCUUGCAGAGCAACGAGCUGUAUGCACUGAACGAGAACAUCAGGCGGCUGCUGAAGAGCGAACUUGGAUCCUUCAUUACAGACUAUUUCCAGAAUCAGCUUCUUGCAAAAGGACUGUCCUUCGUGGAGGAGAAGAUCAAGGAGUGUGAAGGUGACAGUCGGAUUGAGGUUCUGGCUGAAGUCUGGGACCACUUCUUCACCGAGACUCUCCCCACCCUGCAGGCGAUAUUUUAUCCGGUUCAGGGACAGGAGCUGACCAUCCGCCAGAUCUCCCUGCUGGGCUUCCGGGACCUGGUCCUGCUGAAGGUGAAGCUGGGUGACUUGCUGCUGUUGGCACAGUCCAAGCUGCCCUCAUCCGUUAUACAAAUGCUGCUCAUUCUGCAGAGUGUUCACGAGCCCACAGGCCCAAGUGAGGGCUAUCUGCAGCUGGAGGAGCUGGUGAAGCAGGUGGUGUCUCCCUUCCUUGGCAUCAGUGGGGACCGCAGCUGCACAGGCCCCACGUACUCACUGGCCAGGAGGCAUUCCAGGAUCCGGCCCAAGGUGACUGUCCUCAACUAUGCCUCUCUGAUGACCUCAGUUGGACGGCCACUGAACGAGAUGGUCCUGACUCCACUAACAGAGCAGGAAGGUGAGGCGUACCUGGAGAAGUGUGGCAGUGUUCGGCGGCACACAGUGGCCAAUGCCCAUUCGGACAUCCAGCUGCUGGCCAUGGCCACCAUGAUGCACUCAGGGUUAGGGGAGGAGGCUGACAGCGAGGACAAGCACCUGCUCCUGCCGCCCAGCUUCCCACCGCCACACCGCCAGUGCUCCAGUGAGCCCAGCAUCCUCGAUAGCCCUGAUGAACUGGAACUAGAAGAUGGAGCAAGUGGCAGCCAGGAGGACUCCGAGAUGAACUGUGCUUCCCUCAGCUGAGCUGACAUCUCCAGGAUUUCCGCAUCCCUACUUUGUAGCCAGGAUGAGGACUAUGUGGAUGUAUCUCCUCCAUGGAUCACCAAGGGGCUCUUGCUUUGAGAGGCACUGCCUUAUUUCUUAGGGCACAAGCCAAGUCUCCAUACCCCCGGGAAACACCUGUAACCCCCCUGCACUGUGGUGUCUGUGGCUAGCUCCUCAUGCCACUGUUCUCCUGAUUUCCAGCCUCACCUGCUUCACCUGGAUCCUCUUCUCUGGGCCCUUCCCAUCCUAUUGGACUGGCUGAUGCUCCUAGUAUAUAAUGCUCUGGCAUUACUGUCUCAGAAGCUGGGACCACACAUGAGCAUCUUGAAUGUGUCAGCCCUUGCCGUUCCCCUAAUGAUCCAUGAAGCAGAAGCCAAGGGGUAGAAGGAGUAGUAGAGGUUCUGUAUAACAUGGAAGUCAACUGUAGCCCAUGCCACACAUGGUCCUGGGACUGUGUCCUUAUCACUUACUUUAAUUGCAGUGUCCUUGAAAGCAUUAUCCUACUCGUGGGUGAGGGUCCAUCCUUACGUAUGUUCAGAUGUCAUGUGCUGUCUACACAGAGGGCUUUAGCCUAGCAGGAUCUCUGUCUUGGACUCAGCCUCAGCAUGUCGCUCUCCGGGCUUCUUCCCAGUCUCCAGGAAUGAGCCUUCUCCGUCACUGGUGCCUUACUCCUCUAGUUUCAGGAACGGACUGACCACUUUCCUGUUGUGCCUAAGACAGCAACUGACCUAGUCUGUACCUGGAUUUCACUUGAAUUUGUAAAACGUGUAUUGUUAGAAAAAAAAAUGUUCAUGAAUAUUUGCACAUAGGACCUUGCACUGCUCAUUUCCAGUGGAGUGUUUGCAGACUAAACACAGUGGGCCCCUUCAAAAAGUGGUGAAAUAGCUCAGAACAAAAGGCUGAGUAGUGGACAGGACUCACAUACCUCAGAGCUCUGGGGGAGCCAGACCGGUGUCUGGAAUGACCUGUGUUCUAAGUGUCUUGGCUUCUAGGGAAGGCUAUGCUGGAGCAAGAAGCCUGCCUCUUGAGCAGAGAAGUAGAGUGACUGGAAUGUGUCUGGGCUUUUACAUGGACAGAGAGACAUGGGCAUGUGGGCACGUUUUAUUUGGAAGGACAUUUAUUCUCUGAGAUUACAGAAGUACGCAGAAAUGUCUGGGAUUCCUGUCACGUCUGUCUCAUGAUGCUAUUUGAGGCAGCUUGCUUUGUUCCUGUGCUCGGUCCUUAUUAAUGUUCUCUUCAGGUUGGGGAAGGGAACUUUUUUGUCUAUGUUGAAUCUCUGGCUUCCUCUUUAUAGUUGUCUGUUGGUCUUGCUAAUAGAAGCUCAGAAAAACAUAGAAAGUUUCUCCUGAUCCUGCUCUUGACAUGUGCUGCCCUUUCAGGAUCUGGUCAGUCUUUGGAAAUUUUGUUGAUGGAAUCUCAAUAUAUAACCCACCAAUAGAAGAAGAGGCCAUUCAAGCUCAUCUAAGCCUUGAUAGUGUCACCCUUGUGGGCAAAGAUCUGAAAUACGACCACAGCUGUGCUUUUGAUGCAUUCUACUUUAAAAAUCUAAUUUUAAAAAAAUGUUUUAAUUUUGUCCUUCCAAGAGAAAAUGACAAAAGAGAGAUGUUUACCUGUCACAGAAAUGUCUAAAUAUUACACACUGUGCUCAUGCACUUGCACACACACAUGCACCCAUCCAUGUACACACAAUGUGUGAAUCUAUACACAUACACACACACACACACACAAAGAGAAAUGUUCAAAUUCCUUUGAGAAUUUUAAGCAAAACCUGAUCUUUCUAUAUGUGGUGUCUAAAGUCUACAAGUUGGGGGCUGGAGAAAUAGAUGGCUUGGUGCUCAAGGAUACUUUCUGCUCUUGCAGAAGACCAGAAGACAUGGGUUCAGUUCUCAGCAUCCACAUCAGGCAGCUCACAGUUCCAGGGGAUGUGAUGCCCUCUUCUGUCUUCUGAGGGCACCUGCAUUCAUGUGGUGUGCAUACAUACAUGCACGUGCACGCAUGCACGUACACACACACACACACACACACACACACACACACACUAAAAAGAACCUUUAAAAUAACCUCCGUAAGUUAAUUAAUGUGUGUUAGUGGGCAGAACAUUGCAGCUUAUUUAACUUAACUGAUGGCUAGGUCCUUGUUAGUACACCAAGCACACACUUGAGAUUAUUUAUUCAUCCAGACAAAAGAAUUAGUCAUGUUUGGGCUUGCUUUUAUCAUUGAUAAGAUUAACAGUGCAUGUUUUAAAUAUGCCUUUUUCCGUAUCGUGGAUGUCCCUGUCGUGGACGGCAGUUGUCAGGAUAAUACACGGACUCUGGUAUAGAAAGUGUACAGGCUGUUGAACGUCAUUGCUGCUGACUUUGAACAGUUUACAAGUUUCUCUUUGGACAGACACACCUGGUGUUAGUACAGAAGUAUCCCAGACUGUACACAUCAACAUUUUAUGGCAUUUGUGGGCUUUGGCCAUCAGAUCUAUUGCAAGAGUGUCACCUGUAGCAGUUUUAACCAGUGCUCCCCCCCAC